AUGCCUACAUCUUUGUUCAAAGAUAGAAUGGAAAACGAUAAAAAGAAGAUAAAAGAAGUACAAGAGAAUGAUGAAUAUGAAGAUAUUGAAGAAUGGUUAGCACAAGAAGAGAUCUCACUUGAUCAACUUACUGCACCUUUUUAUAAUAAUUUAAAGUUACCUUAUAAAAUAGUAACUUGCUUUUUAGAUUCAAUCCAAAAAGAUGCUUUCUUGUUGGAAAACAAUGAUGAAUUAAGGUCUAUUAGUGAAAUUCCAUCACCGUUUAAUUCUAUAUUCAAGUUUGCAUUCUUUAACAAGAUUCAAUCUAUAUGCUUAAAUGAUGCAUACUAUGAAAAUAAUAAUCUAGUUAUUUCAGCUCCUACUGGGUCUGGGAAAACUGUCAUCAUGGAAUUAGCUAUCAUUCGAGCACUUUUACAUAGUGGAUCUGAUUCAAAAAUCAUUUAUAUGGCACCUACAAAAAGCUUAUGUAGUGAAAGAGUAAAAGAUUGGCAGACUAAAUUUAAGCCUUUCAAUAUUGACUGUAAAGAAUUUACAGGUGAUACUCAUAAUAAUACAAUCUCAACUAUCAGAAAGACUACCAUUAUUGUAACCACACCUGAAAAAUGGGAUUCAAUGACAAGACACUGGAUUGAUCAUCGUCAAUUAAUGCGACUUAUUAAUUUGUUUCUAAUUGAUGAGGUUCAUAUACUUAAUGAAAAACGUGGUGCAUGCUUAGAAGCUUGUGUAAGCAGAAUGAAGACAAUGGAUAAUAAUCGUUUACGUUUUAUCGCUGUAUCUGCCACUGUGCCUAACUUAAAUGAUAUUGCUACUUGGCUGGAUGCAAAACGUUUGCCUAUACGUCUUGAUCGAUUUGUUUAUGCAUAUUCUCAACAUGAAGAAAAUAUGUUUUUAUUUGAUAGAAGACUUGAUUGGAAACUUCUAGAUAUGAUACAGAAACAUAGUAAUAACAAGCCAGUGUUAAUCUUUUGUUCAACUCGUAAAUCUGCAGAGCAAUCCUGUAAUACUAUACUUAAAAUGAUGGAUAAAAAAGGCAUUCACAGUUUAAGAAAUACUAGAGAACGAUCCAAUCUUACCUUCAAGAACAAAAUUUUACCUAAAUUAGUUGAAAAAGGAAUUGCUUUUCAUCAUGCCGGACUCGAUCUAAGUGAUCGCUCUCAAAUUGAGACUUUAUUUUCUAACAGAUAUAUAAGAGUUAUUGCUACUACUUCAACAUUGGCUGUUGGAGUAAACUUACCUACUCACUUGGUUAUUGUUAAAUCGACUCAAGGAUAUCAAAAUGGUGGUCUAACUGAAUACUCUGAUAUCGAUCUUCUCCAAAUGAUAGGUCGUGCGGGACGACCUGGAUUAGAUACUUCAGGCUGUGUGGUUAUUUUAACAACUCUUCAAAUGGAACAACGAUAUAAAUCACUUGUAUCUGGAACAACAAAUUUAGAAAGCAGAGUAACAAAAAACCCAAUACAUUACAAGUUAAGUUCAGGUUCGAUAUCAACUAAUCAUAUUUUGCAAGAAAUAUGUGUAAAAGACUUGAAGCUACUUAAAGAGAAUAAUCUAAUUCAAGCAUAUUCAAAUGAUCAUACAUUUAAGCCUACACCAUAUGGUCUAGCUAUGGAUAAAUUUUAUAUAAAGUUUCCUACUAUGGUAAAACUGCUUCAAGCUGAAAACCCAAACUCUGUCAGAGAUACUCUAGAUCUUUUAAGUAAAUGUUGUGAAGAAUUUGAUAUGAUUAGAUUCAAUCCUGGAGAAAAACAAUUCUUGAACGCUUUAAAGAAUCAUGCUAAUAUUCGAUUUCCAUUAACUAAAAUUUCAAGUACAGCAGAUAAGGUUUUUAUGCUUUUACAAUGUGUUUUUGGCGAUAUUUCGCUUUAUAAUAAUGGUAGUGGCUUAUUAGCUAUAGAAGCAUCCACUGUAAUGAACCAUCUUAGCCGUGUCACGAAAUGCUUAAUCGACUGUAGUGUUCAAGAAAAAAACCCUAUCAAAUUAAAGUAUGCUCUUGAAUUAUAUCAAAAUAUACAGGCUAAGCUCUGGACAACUUCACCUUAUGUUGCUCGUCAAAUUGAUGGUAUUGGAUCUCAACUUGUUAAGACUCUAGCACAGGCCAAUUUAAUCAGUUUUGACCAACUGCGUCAAUGUGAUCCAGGACGACUUGAAAUGAUAUUACAUCGCAAUCCUCCAUUUGGAACAAAGAUAAAGAAGCAAAUUGAUGCUAUACCCAUUUUUAUAUUAGAUGUAGAGCAGGAAUCAAACCGAGAUGUUAACAAACAAAAUGGAAACGAUAUGAUAACACUAAAUAUAAGAAUAGGAAUAGAAAAUGAGCAUGCAAAUACUGGAAAGCAUGGAAAAAAGCAUCAUGUACUAUUCUGGCUUGAUACAUCAGAAAAAGAAUUAAUAGAUUUCCGUCGAAUUCAUUUAAUCAGAAUAUCUAAGCUAUUACAAAAAAGACAGUUAUUCAAUAUAAAAAUUGAAUUAAAAUCUCCAAUUACAAAUAUCAAUUGUCAUUUACAAAGUGAAGAUUAUGUGGGGAUUGAUGUUCAAAAGGAACUUACUGUAAAUGUAGAUCCUAGAAAGUUUAUUACAGUGAUGGGUCAAUCUAAUAUGAUGAAUCAAAAUCAAGAAAAGUUAGAAACUGUAGUAGACCUAACUAAUGAGGAUAUUGACGGCUUUGAAGACGAUGAUAAGAUAGAUCCCAACUUAUGGGAUAUACUGGCUGUUGCUACGUCCACCAUCUCAAUUCCUAAUAAAUUUAACAAAAAUGACUAUGAAUUUCCCUUUGAAGACAACCUACAGCAGACUCAAGUCUUGAAAGAACAUGACAUGGAUAAUUAUUCUGAGAUAAAAUCACAGCAACAAAAGCCUAUUAUUGCACCUUGUAAACAUAGGUGCAAAAAUAAGGAAGAUUGCGCUCAUAAAUGCUGUAAAAGAAACCAAUCUUCUCUAAAUAUGAAUAAGGGAAAUGGAUUAAAAAGAAAGGCCGCUGUUGAUGAAGAUGAUAGUGAGCAGUUCUCUUCAAAACUGUAUCUAAAAAAACUAAAGACAGUAAACGAUGAAAUAAAAGAUAUUACCUAUACAGAAACUAGUAAUAUACAAAAUAAAAGUAUGGAAAUUGAACAAUUCCCUGUAUUUUCUACACGAGGAUUACAUAAACCAAAUGAAUCUAAUAAUAUAGUACCAACUAUCAAAGAUGAAGAUGAAGAUAUGUUUGUAGACUUAUUUGAUUUUGAUAAUAAUGAGGUUUCGUUUGACUCCAUAAUCCAAUCUGCUGCAUUAGAAUCAAAAUUGUCUAAUACGACGGAGACUACAAACUCUUUAGAUGCUCGUCAUACUAAUACUAUGAAUAUAGAAUGUACUGCACCCACUAGGACAUGCGAUCAGUUAUGGGAACAAGUUGGGGAAAUGACUCAGAAAGCAUUUGAGAACUUUGAAAGUGACAGACAAGCUGAUACAUUUCAGAAGAAGGGGAUUCUUGCCAUUUCAUAUAAUAAUGAGUGUGCAAUAUCAGAAGAUACAACUCAAGAUAACCCAAUUGAAUUUAAAUCAGCCUCCUUAUCUGAAUGGAUAAAGAAUAAUGUAGAAAUUAUCCACUAA
Cokeromyces recurvatus is the source of this 3582-nucleotide messenger RNA. Its product is annotated as Sec63 Brl domain-containing protein. Lineage: Eukaryota; Fungi; Mucoromycota; Mucoromycetes; Mucorales; Mucoraceae. Gene Ontology annotation, molecular function: ATP binding; nucleic acid binding. The record is from RefSeq and is a predicted model, not a curated record. The transcript is spliced from 31 exons. Bases 1 to 3582 code for a protein of 1193 amino acids.